Molecule: messenger RNA, 2910 nt
Organism: Penicillium subrubescens
Lineage: Eukaryota; Fungi; Ascomycota; Eurotiomycetes; Eurotiales; Aspergillaceae
Product: U3 snoRNA-associated protein UTP13
Exons: 3
Coding region: 1-2910 (969 amino acids)
Biological process (GO): endonucleolytic cleavage to generate mature 5'-end of SSU-rRNA from (SSU-rRNA, 5.8S rRNA, LSU-rRNA); endonucleolytic cleavage in 5'-ETS of tricistronic rRNA transcript (SSU-rRNA, 5.8S rRNA, LSU-rRNA)
Cellular component (GO): 90S preribosome; nucleolus; small-subunit processome
Molecular function (GO): U3 snoRNA binding; protein binding
Source: RefSeq, a predicted model, not a curated record
AUGUCCAAGGCCAUUGUCAAAACUACCUUCGAGGCGUCGCGCACGCUGCGCCCUAUCUAUACCGGUGGCAGCACGUCGCUGGACGCCAGCGGUCGCAUCUUGCUAACUUGUGUGGGCGAAGAUGCUUUGAUCGUGGAUCUGGAGACUGGCGACCAGCUCGCCAGUUUGGAAGGCGAUGGCGAAAUUAUUACGAGCUUGGCCAUUUCGCCCUCUGCGUCGCACGCCAUCGUCUGCUCUCGGUCAAUGUCUAUGCGCAUAUACUCGCUCUCGCCUUUCGAUGAGACUUCCAAGACCAUCGGGGCUAACCUCGUCCGUACUCUAAAGCCACACACAGCGCCGGUCAUCUCCACCACAGUCGAUCCAACCAGUACUCUCUUGGCUACUGGUGCUGCGGACGGCAGCAUCAAGGUCUGGGAUAUCCGCGGUGGUUAUGUCACACAUAACUUCAAUGAUCGCGGAAUUAUCUCUGCUCUUUGCUUUUUCGAGGUCUCCACCUCGGAAGAUGCCAAACCCGUCACCAAAAAGAAGUCGAAGAAGCAGGCAUCUGGGGAUGAUGACGAGGAUAUGGAGGGUGCUGCUACUGCUACGGAGUCUACGGCAGGAUUCCGAUUGGCGAGUGGUUCCGAGGAGGGUAAGGUGCGCGUGUGGGAUUUGCACAAGAGGAAGUCUAUUGCAGCACUCGAGUCGCAUGUCUCUCUAGUGCGCAGCCUCUCUUUCUCUCCGACAGAGAACGCCUUGCUUUCCGCGUCCCGUGACAAGACUGUCAUUAUCUGGGAUGCACGCACAUGGAAGACCCGCCGAAUCAUUCCCGUUCUCGAAAGCGUGGAAGCUGCCUCUUUCAUCGCCGACAGUGGGCUGUGCGUCAUCGGUGGAGAGAACGGCAAACUGCGAGUGUGGGACUGCAAUCGAGGAAGUGAGGUUACCGCCGAGCAGGAUGCUGGAGAGGAGUUCGAGACCAUCGUUGCGAUUCAGUACUCUCCGGGCCUGCCUUUCAUUAUGACUGUUCAUGCGGAUCAGACAAUCCGUCUCCACUCCAUUGAAGUGCUGUCCGAUUAUAAGCCAGGAUCGACCAUUGAGCCAUUGGAGAUCACUCGACGAAUCUCUGGAAAUGAUGAUGAGUAUAUUGAUCUGGCUUUCGCCGGUCCUGACCGCUCCAUGCUUGCCCUCGCCACAAACACAGAGAGCAUUCGCUUGGUGUCCGUGGCUCCCUCAGAGGACCGUCCAUCUGCUCAGGGUGAAGAGUUCUUCGGCGCUGACAUUCAGCAUUUGGAAGGUCACGAGGAUAUUAUCAUCUGUCUUGAUGUAGACUGGUCCGGUCACUGGUUGGCAACCGGAGCGAAGGAUAAUACCGCCCGCCUCUGGCGCCUCGACCCUAAAAAUUCCUCCUUCCAGGCUUUCGCAGUCUUCACUGGUCACGCCGAGUCACUGGGUGCGAUUUCUCUGCCACGGGCACCGCCCCCUGCCGGAACUCCUGCCUAUAACGACCCAGUCAACCACCCACCAGCAUUCCUUAUGACUGGCUCCCAGGACCGAACCAUCAAGCGCUGGGAAACUGGAAAGCUUGGUCAGCUUAAGAGUGACAAGCCUCACUCUCCUAAGGCCGUCUACACUCGUAAAGCGCACGAGAAGGACAUCAACGCCUUGGACAUCGACUCCGCAUCCGCUCUGUUUGCGUCCGCUUCACAGGAUCGUACCGUCAAAAUCUGGGACGUGGAAGAGGGAGCUGCGGUGGGUAUUCUGCGUGGACACAAGCGAGGUGUCUGGUCGGUGCGGUUUGCCCCCAAGAACACACCCAUUGUCAAUACCGAAGAAGGAACUAGCACAAGCAGAGGUCUGAUUGCUACGGCAUCUGGUGAUAAGACCGUCAAGCUCUGGAGCUUGUCCGAUUAUACCUGUCUUCUGACAUUUGAAGGCCACACAAACAGUGUGCUUAAGGUGAUCUGGCUUCCCCCUCCCCAAAUCUCCAAGAACGAUGAGGACGAGGAUGAAGAAUCAGCUAGCAAGAAUGCCAUUCACACGAGGCCUCUUCUGGCUUCGGCUGCCGCUGAUGGUCUGGUCAAGAUCUGGAAUCCCUACAGCGGCGAGGCCGAGACAACCCUGGACAACCACACAGAUCGAGUAUGGGCCCUCGCUAGCCCAACACCCUCUGGUUCCAGAAACGAUGUCAAGCCUCGCUCUUCCAAGGUCAACAGUACACCCUUUGCCCUUGUCAGUGGAUCCGCCGAUUCAACAGUUACUUUCUGGACCGAUACAACCUCCGCCACAUACUCCGCUGCUGUGAACGCCGAAUCUGAGCGUAUUGAGCAAGACCAACAACUUCAAAACCACAUCCGCGCCGGCAACUACCGUGAAGCCAUCACCAUUGCCCUCCAACUCAACCACCCUGGGCGUCUGUUGUCCCUUUUCACCGCUGCCAUCGACGCUGCUGAGGACCCGACCCGAUCCGCCGAAGAACGCGCGACUGCAGCCAACAGCUUGACCGGUAACCCUGCCAUUGACGAGGUCCUGCAAACCCUCGGCACCUCCAACCUGCGCACGCUGCUGCUGCGCGUCCGUGACUGGAACACGAACGCUCGUACAGCUCGCGUCUCUCAACGCAUCCUCUACGCUCUUUUCCGUUCAUACCCUGCCUCGACUUUCGUCGAGCUGGCCACGUCGUCCGUGCGGGGCAAGGAUGGCCGCGCCGGAGGUGGCUUGAAGGACAUCAUGCAGGCCUUGGCCGCGUAUACCGAGAGGCACUACAAGCGUAUUGAGGAGCUGGCUGAUGACAGCUACCUGGUCGAGUGGGUGCUCAAUGAGAUGGACGGCGGUGUCGGUCUUGGUGGUCUGAUGAACCUGGAUAUUAAGUCCGAUGAUGCUGAUGCAGACUUGGAGGAGCAUGAAAAGGACGUGAUUAUGUUGGAGGCAUAA